UUGUUGUCUUGUAAUCGGAGGCGUGCAGCGUGUUGGUUCACAAUUGGCUGCCAUUGCCUCCUUUAUCACCAUCUAAUAUUGAGUAGCUUGUUCCUUCGUCUUCAGUCUGUCCACCUCCUCGAGACUGCAGCCGUCCGUCUGUCCGCUUUCCUACUCAGGCUUGUUGUCCAUUAUGUGUCAUCUACAGCUGAGGACACUGGUUUUUCUUGCGUGGCUGCUAGGUUACGUCGCCUUUCUGCUCUCCAUCAGGAAGAUGUGGACCGGGAAAUACGUCCGUAGUCCUCUCGCGCGUUCGCUGUUUAUGAACAUGGCGAGCGGCGAGAACGACGCGGCGGCGAUUGAGACGCAAGAGUGGUACCGGUGCGGACCCGACCUGUUGGGAGAAUCGGUGCGACCCCUCUUUGUCCAGAGCCACCUGGACUCGGCCACCAGGGCUUUCCUCAAGGAGAGCAUGGAGAAGUCCGGCUGGCUGAUCACGCAGCUCUAUCACUCCUUCGUGUCGACGGUCCUCGGCCCGCUGGUCUCGCGCACCUCCAUCAACGGGUUUCUUGGUCGGGGCUCCAUGUUUGUGUUUUCCGCCGAGCAGUUCCAGCGGCUGCUCCGGAUCGAGCCGGAGUGGAGGGCCGAGAGGCUCCUUGACCUCGGAGCCGGGGACGGGGGUGUCACGGAGUUGAUGGGUGCCCAUUUCAGAGAGGUCUACGCUACCGAGGUGUCGCCGCCCAUGAAAUGGCAUCUCCAGAGGAGGAAUUACAAACUGCUGGGCAUCGACGAGUGGCAGCAGGCUGGGUUCCAGUUCGAUGUGAUCAGCUGUCUGAACCUGCUGGACCGCUGCGACGAUCCUCUGCAUCUCCUGCGGGACAUCCGGCGGUCGCUGGUCCCCGACACGGGGAGACUCAUCCUGGCGGCCGUGCUUCCCUUCCAGCCCUACGUGGAAGUCGGAGGGAGAUGGCAGCGUCCCAAAGAACACAUUAAACUAAAAGGAAAAACGUGGGAGGAGCAAGUGACCAACAUGUCCAACGAGGUAUUCCGGAGGGCGGGCUUCGAGGUGGAGGCCGUGACCCGGUUGCCAUACCUCUGCGAGGGGGACAUGUACAACGAUUACUACAUCCUCGACGACGCGGUUUUUGUUCUCAAGGCCUCGGAGGAGACGUCGGAGUCUGCCUGAAAAACCAAAAUGCAACGUGGAACUGUGGGAGGCGACCGCACCUGGUCGCUCCUGGAUGGAUUUAGUGCAAUUUCUUCCGUACGCUUCAUUCAUAAAACACAGUAUUUCUGACGAUAGGCAGCUGUGAAGCUCAGGUACUGUCGAUCCUACAUUUACCAGCCAUCUUGUGUGACAGCGAUACCGCCACUUUUAACCUGAACGGAAGUUUUCCUGUAUUAAAAUGCAGCUGAGGAUCGAUUCCUCUAAGACACGUCACUCUGCUGUUGGUGUUCAGUUAUCAAUGCAGAGUGUGAACCGUUGUUUAACCCUGGAUGAAUAUCUCAGUUUGUGAUGACACGGAUCAGUGUAUGCACACACUUGAUUGAAUUGGACUUUUUGUAUUUUAAUGCAAUUUUUAAAUCUGGAUUUUGGGGGAGGUAUUUUUUCUAACUUGUACUGCUAUUCGUGAUGACAUAACAUAAUGAAAAUGUUAUGAGGCCUUUUUAAAGCGAGCCUAUGUAAUGUAUUAAUUUACCACUAGGGGGCAGCGCAACGAGUUGAAAAUACUAUAAUCGGGCAACAGUUGUCAAUUUACACAUACAAGAGCAACAUUAGCAUUUACUGGAGUUCUGUUUCUUGCCACCUGGUCAACCACCAGCACUCGAGAAAACAAUAUCUAGCUCUUUCUGCACUUUGAAGAACAUGUAUAUGCUGUAAAGCAUACAGUUAGAAACAACAAUACUACAGUUCAGCAUUUUGUUUGCAGGCCUUGCUGUCAUACUGCAAUGAAUUCUGCCUUGAUGAAUAGUUUAAUUACAGUAUUGACACUAGAAAUAACAGUAAAACGUUUACUGUAAUCAAACGGGGAAUUUCUUUUUAAGUGAUUUCUCAUGUUAUGGCGGCAGUGCUGCUGGGACGGGGCCUUUUUGUAACCCCUCCUUUACUUAUUUAAACUGAAUCUUUAACAGAAAAGUUAUACAGACUUGUAAAUUACACUAACAAAUGAACGCUGCUACUACUAAACAACGUAUUGUUAACUGCUUUUUGUUUUUUGACUAGCUCGUCCAAAAAAAAGAGAAGAUUGCUGUCAGUGACACAACAGUGUAGCUACAGUUUACCAACAGCCACUACAAGCUAUCGGUAGCAGCACCCUGAGUGCAUUGAAUUAAGCAAGGGUGUGGUUUUUUCUUUCUUUCUCUUUUACUUUUGAAUAAGAUUUUUCAUUUGUGAGAGGAAGAUAUACAGUCUUCCAUGGUUAAAUAAUGUCCCACAAUUAAUGCAAUAUAUGUAUUGAAAGAGUAUCAUAUGUCCCAGAAUUAAAAUAAUACAUUAAUUUCA
This is a messenger RNA of Pseudoliparis swirei, 2482 nucleotides long. RefSeq names its product methyltransferase 9, His-X-His N1-histidine (gene mettl9). Lineage: Eukaryota; Metazoa; Chordata; Actinopteri; Perciformes; Liparidae. The record is from RefSeq and is a predicted model, not a curated record. Bases 173 to 1165 code for a protein of 330 amino acids. The transcript has 5 exons. Gene Ontology annotation, molecular function: protein-L-histidine N-pros-methyltransferase activity.